This is a messenger RNA of Penicillium malachiteum, 810 nucleotides long. RefSeq names its product GPI anchored serine-threonine rich protein. The record is from RefSeq and is a predicted model, not a curated record. NCBI's taxonomy places the organism in Eukaryota, Fungi, Ascomycota, Eurotiomycetes, Eurotiales, Aspergillaceae. The transcript has a single exon. Bases 1 to 810 code for a protein of 269 amino acids.
AUGCGUUUCUCCACCGCUACUGUCUUCUCUGCCCUUGUGGCCUUUGCUUCCGCCUACACUACACCUGACUACAGCGAGGACCCCACCGGCAACCCCAUUCUCACUCCCGGUCUCCAGCAGCAGGUUCCUGAGGGCAAGCCUUUCGAGAUUACCUGGACCCCCACCACCCCCACCGAUGGCAAGAUCUCUCUGGUCCUCCUCCAAGGUCUCAGCACCGACAUGCAGGUUCUCUAUGCCAUCGCUGAGGACAUCCCCAACUCUGGCUCUUACACCUGGACUCCCAGCACUAGCCUGACCCCCCAGACCACCCACUACGGUCUUCUUCUGGUCGUUGAGGCUACCGGCCAGUACCAGUACUCUACCCAGUUCGGUAUUGUCAGUGACGGCACUGUCUCUUCCUCUUCUAGCGCCGUUACUCUCGCCCAGACCACUGCUCAGGCUUCUGCCACUGGCACCGUUGUGACUGUCAUUGACAACGAGACCACCACCAUCUGCCCUGAGACUGAGACUGCCUCUCCUACUCCCACCGCCUGGACCACCAUCCGCAAGUCUACUGAGAUCACCACCACCAUCUGCCCCGAGACCGAGACCAACUCUGUCCCCGCUGCGACUAACACCAUCGUCGCCUCUGGCUCUCUGACUCGUCGCCCUACCAAGCCCACUACCACCCCCGCUGGCAGUGGUGCCGUUGUUCCUUCUGGCACUUCCUCUCCCAGUGCUUCUGCCACCCCUUACUACAACGGUGCUGGCCAGAACACCAUUAGCUUCGGUGCCAUCGUUGCUGCUAUGUUCGCCGUCAUGGCCUUUUAA